UAAAAAAUAAUAUAGUUCAGUUCUCAAAAAUGCAGCUGCUGAAAGGUGCUCUUUUCAUUGCUAUAUGUGCUGUAUUGGCUACCGGAGAGCCCCUUCCCGAUCGCUCGAUGAUACAUGCGGAAUGCCUGGAAAAACAUGAGCUGACCGAAAAUGAGUUUCAAGAAAUGGCAGAGAAAAUGUCAUUGGAUAUCGAUAAUCGUUUCAAAUGUUAUAUGCACUGUAUGAUGUCGGGUUAUGGCCACCUGAAUGAGAGUGGGAAAAUUGUGAUCGAAAAAAUCCAGGAACAGCAAUAUCUGCCCGAGAGACAUGUGGAAAUUUUCACUGAAUGUGGGGAGCAACAUGAGGCCGUGGAGGACCAAUGUGAAUAUGUUUUCACAUUGUCUACAUGUGUCAUGGCCCAGAUCAGGAAGGAAGCUGAGGAGAGAAUGGGGUAGUGAAAUUAAGAUUAAGAUCAAAAAAUUCAAAUUAAAUAAAGAAAGAACAAAUAUUAACAUAGAAAAAGGAAAAGAAUUUAAAAUAUCUCUGA
This is a messenger RNA of Musca domestica (house fly), 526 nucleotides long. RefSeq names its product general odorant-binding protein 57c. NCBI's taxonomy places the organism in Eukaryota, Metazoa, Arthropoda, Insecta, Diptera, Muscidae. Gene Ontology annotation, molecular function: odorant binding. The transcript is spliced from 2 exons. Bases 30 to 434 code for a protein of 134 amino acids. The record is from RefSeq and is a predicted model, not a curated record.